Messenger RNA from Haliotis rubra (blacklip abalone), 2231 nucleotides. Its product is annotated as sodium-coupled monocarboxylate transporter 1-like. Bases 85 to 1389 code for a protein of 434 amino acids. The record is from RefSeq and is a predicted model, not a curated record. Gene Ontology annotation, biological process: sodium ion transport; transmembrane transport. Gene Ontology annotation, cellular component: membrane. The transcript has 11 exons. Gene Ontology annotation, molecular function: symporter activity. NCBI's taxonomy places the organism in Eukaryota, Metazoa, Mollusca, Gastropoda, Lepetellida, Haliotidae.
UAAAAGCUGUUGUGUGGACAGAUGUUUUCCAACUGUUAAUCAUCAUUGGAGGAUUGUUCGCCCUUGUUGUACAAGGCGCCCUCGAUGUUGGAGGACUGGGGAAGAUAUUCGAGAGAGCCACCCAAGGGGGGAAGAAUGCCAUAUUUUGACUUCAACCCUGAUCCCUUUGUGAGGAAUAGCUUCUGGACUCUGAACAUCGGCGGAUUCUUCACUUUCCUGACAGUGUUCGCGUCCAACCAGGCCACGCUACAGCGUUACUCCAGCGUUAAGUCACUCAGAGGAGCGCAGCUUGUACUGUGGCUGGCCUUGCCUAUCGCCAUUUUGAACAUGUUGCUGAUCUGUGCUGUGGGUCUGGCAAUAUACGCCCGCUACCACGACUGCGAUCCGUUCCUCAGUGGGCGAAUCGCCAAACUCGACCAGAUUGUACCGCUAUAUAUGAUGGAUACCCUCGGCAGUAUCCCCGGCCUACCUGGACUAUUUGUUUCCUGUAUAUUCAGCGCUUCACUCAGUACUGUCUCCUCCGGAGUGAACUCUCUUGCCGCUGUGUCAAUCUGUGACUACGUGAAACCGUUCCUGGCAUUAUUUGAGAACAAGCCGUCUUCAAGAACAGUCUCUAUACUCUCCAUGGCGUGCUCAAUUUUCUACGGGAUGCUGACGGUAGGCUUGGCGUACGUCGCGGGUGUUGUGGGGAAGACUGUGCUACAAAUUGGCCUCAGUGUGUUCGGAAUGCUGGGGGGACCGUUACUGGGGCUGUUCUGUAACGGGAUGUUCUUCCCCUUUGUAAACUCUUGGGGUGCUGGUGCUGGGUUGACGAGCAGCCUCGGGGUGUCCCUGUGGUUAGGGAUCGGCGCUGCCCUGCAGCCUGCCAAGAGAGGUGCCCUGAAUUUGGUCACAGAGGGCUGCACCAUCGACAGCGGCAAUGUUACCACUUCAGCAUUAUCUGUUUUCUCCAGUCUCGCUCCUACGUUAAAUACAACAGAUGUUCCAGCCACUACACUUGAUGUUGACAUCUUAGACAAAAUAUACAGUCUGUCAUAUCUCCACUACAGCACAGUGUCGGUCACGGUGGCAAUCGUGGUGGGAAUUGUUGUUUCUAUUCUAACAGGUUGCAACAAAGGGAAGCCUGUGGACCCAGAAUUGUAUUUGCAUAUACGGAAUGGGUUCUGCUUGUAUAAAAAGUGUCUGGCUGGAUAUUCCCUGGCACCAAGAAACACAACUCUUGUAGAAGCUACUCCCCCAUCUUAUGCUCUACCAUUUAUGAUAUAUGACGAUCACAGUAUACAGGAAAAGGAGCCUACUAUAUCUUUGCUUGGAGCAAAGAAGACUGUCGUGAAUGCAGACAAAAUUGAGCAUCUCCUUAAAGACGAUAGCAGGUCGUCGUGUGUAUAGAACCAUCCAGGCAGAAGGAACUCAGUAUCAUUGACUUGUAGAUGCUGUGACUGUGCAGCACAUCUCAAUUCCAACGCCACAUAUCGAGACAACUGAUGUCAGCUGAACCAGUGGCUGUACUGAGAACGAAGGACAAUGGUGGACGUCGCUCCACUAUGACGUCACAACUGUUGGGAUUUCGAUACGCAUAUAGGCUGGUUGCCAGGGUACUUUUUAGUUGGUUUUAGACAACAAUGCAAUCAGAUAGGACUUUGUAAUGUUUAAGUGUGUACUUUGACUAUUUGACCUGAUUCCAAGGGUCAUUGUGAACCACGAUAGCUAACGGACAGUAGACUAGCAUAGUAAAGUAUGGGCUUAACAUAGUGAUGUUGCAUCCUGGUAUAUAGGAGUUGCAUCUUAGUAUGAAACUACAGCGUCUUAGCAUAUAGAUGUUGCAUCCUGGUAUAUUAGAGUUGCAUCUUAGUAUGAAAGUACAGCGUCUUAACAUAUAGAUGUUGCAUCCUGGUAUAAUGGAGCUGCAUCUUAGUAUAAAAGUAAAGCCUCUUAGCAUAGUGGUGUUACAUCCUGGUAUAGUGGAGAAACAUCUUAGUAUGCAAGUACAGCGUCUUAGCAUAGUGGUGUUACAUCUUAGCAUAGUGAUGUUCCAACCUGGAAUAUUGGAGUUGCAUCUUACUAUGAAAGUUCAGUGUCUUAGCAUGGUAUUGUGUUUUAGUAUAGUGAUGUUGCAAGAUGGCGAUGCUGCAUCUUGGUACUGUGAUAUUGUCCCGUAUUUGCACAGCGAUGCAAUAAAUUCUCAUGGCUGUUUGGAGUGAAAUACUCUUUUAACAUGCUGUGAAACCUUA